Cladophialophora immunda is the source of this 1393-nucleotide messenger RNA. RefSeq lists its product as uncharacterized. Lineage: Eukaryota; Fungi; Ascomycota; Eurotiomycetes; Chaetothyriales; Herpotrichiellaceae. Gene Ontology annotation, biological process: mitochondrial translational initiation; translation. The transcript has a single exon. Gene Ontology annotation, molecular function: structural constituent of ribosome. The record is from RefSeq and is a predicted model, not a curated record. Bases 72 to 848 code for a protein of 258 amino acids. Gene Ontology annotation, cellular component: ribosome; mitochondrial small ribosomal subunit.
CACUAGAUCACCCACGCACUGCCUCUCUGCUACGCUUCUUCUCUUGAGGCCUUUUCUGCACGGGGACGUGCAUGGUGCCACUUUCCUUGCACCAGAUAGCACGCAACUCCGCAACAAUGAAGACAUCUCAAUCGCUACAGAGCUGUGCACGUUGUGCUUUGUCCCCCGGCAGAUCAUCACCACGCCUCUUCAUCUCCUCGAGCUACCCGAGGUCACCCCUUCAAGAUGCCAUCCAGCCUACACUGCGAAGACACGCGAGACAGCUCUGCUCCACGGCUCCCCGAUCCCAGGACCGGGCUCCGCCUUCCUCGAACUCGAGACCUUCCAGGAAGCCCAACAACACCUCCGCUCCCAACACGAUGAGGAACCAACUGAUGGACCUGAUCCGCGAGACCCGCGCGCCGGAGCCCAAGAGGAAAGAGACCGUCGCCUCCCGCUGGGACCAGCUGCUGGGCACCGCGCGGAACCAGAACGCCGCGGCCCAGCGGUCCUCCUCGACACCGGGCAACAACGGCGCCCCGACCUCGACCUCGACCUCGACGCUCCUGUCCGACCUGCACGACGACAUCUACUCGUCGUCGGCGCUGCCGCCGAUCGCGCUGCGCCUGCGCCCGACGCUGGGCCGCACCGUGGACGGCAUCUACGGCGACCCGACGCGCGGCUUCCGCCUGCUCGAGCGCAAGUGCCACGACAACAGCGUCAAGGCCGACAUGCGGAGCCAGGAGAAGCACGUCCGCCGCGGCCAGCGGAGGAAGAACGUCCGCAUCCUGCGCUGGCGCCGGCUGUUCAUGGAAGGGUUCCGGAGCGAGUUGGCCACGAUCCGGAAGAUGAGGAAGCAGGGAUGGUGAAGGGAGGAACAACUCCCCCCCCCUUCCCCAAAAUUUUACAUAGACCCUGGGAAAGAAAGGCGCGCGGAAUCACAUAAAUUUUGGUCGGGAUGCGGCUGCGGAGGAGAAGGAGGAAAAGUUCCAUUACUGUGGCAUGUGUCGGAACACGCACGCAGGGCUCCGGUUGUAUUAUCAUCGAAUGCAUCACUUGCAAGGAAAUCGUGGCCACUUUCGAGUCUUGGAACAACAACAGUGGGGGGCAUCUGUCUCCCCCUCCCCCCUGCCCUUCCGGUGUCUCUUGAGUCUCCUACACAUGUUGAUCUACAAGAAAACCCGGCUUUUGAGGAGGGUGGUGCAGCUCUUUUGGCCCCGUUUGGCCCGUUUGAUCCGGGAUCGGGCAACAUGGAAUCUUUUGUGAAGCUGCUGUGGACAAUCCGCGUCGCACGUUGCGCAGACAGACAGUUAGUUGAUUGACUGCCCGCCUACCGAUCUGCGUGGGAACCAAACUGCAUGAUUGCGCGCUGUAUCUUUGCAAGACUAGAGAAAACCCGAAUACAAAAAGAUGC